Molecule: messenger RNA, 996 nt
Organism: Neurospora tetrasperma FGSC 2508
Lineage: Eukaryota; Fungi; Ascomycota; Sordariomycetes; Sordariales; Sordariaceae
Exons: 4
Coding region: 1-996 (331 amino acids)
Biological process (GO): GPI anchor biosynthetic process
Cellular component (GO): endoplasmic reticulum membrane
Molecular function (GO): hydrolase activity, acting on ester bonds
Source: RefSeq, a predicted model, not a curated record
AUGAAGUUCAACGUCACACCUAAACGAGGCGGGGCUCCCAGCUUCCUGUCCAUACAACAAUUGCUCCUACUAGGCUUCGUCGCGCUAGCUACACCCGUUGCGGCGUCCAUUGGCGAUCGGCUACCUGAGUUUCAGGAGUGUAUAAGGGUCUGCGAACGCGAAAACUGCGGUCCGGACGCUGAACACCAAACGCCCAUUCCCCUCCACCGCCGCCUCCUCCUCUGGUCCUGCCCCUCCGAAUGCGACUACACCUGCCAACACCUCACCACCUCCUCGCGCCUCUCCCAAUCUCCUCCCCCCUUCCCUCACCCAGUCGUCCAAUACCACGGUAAAUGGCCCUUUAUCCGUUUUCUCGGGAUGCAAGAACCUCUCUCCGUUCUUUUUUCGCUCGGCAACUUCUGGGCCCACUACCAAGGCCUCUACACCAAAAUCCUCCCCAACAUCCCGCCCUCCUACCCCUUACGGAAAUGGUACAUCCUGCUCUCCUACGUCGGCAUGGCCUCGUGGUUCUUCAGCGCCGUUUUUCACACAAGGGAUUUCCCCGUUACCGAACAACUCGACUAUUUCGCUGCGGGCGCCAACGUUUUGUACGGACUGUAUUAUACGGUUGUGCGCAUCUUUAGGCUGGAUAAGAAGGACACGCCGCGCCGCGAGUCGCUUUUGCGACUGUGGACGGCUUUGUGCAUUUUGAUGUAUGUGGCGCAUGUCACGUACCUGAAGAUGUGGGCGUGGGAUUACACGUAUAACAUGGCGGCCAACGUGGCGGUCGGGGCGGUGCAGAAUCUGCUGUGGAGUUGGUAUUCGUGGACCAGGUACCGGGAGCAGAAGAAGGGGUGGGCGGCGUGGCCGGGUAUUGUGGUGGCGUGGGUGUUGGUGGCCAUGAGUUUGGAACUGUUGGAUUUCCCGCCGCUUUGGGGGAGUGUGGAUGCGCAUAGUUUGUGGCAUGCGGGCACCAUUGUGCCGACGAUUAUUUGGUAUAACAAGUUAGAGCGCUGA